AUGUGUUGGCCAGACCGUAUGGCCGCCGACGUGUUGGCACCAGGAUUUUGGGAGAUCGGAGCGUACAAGAACAAUGUGCGGAGAAUAAAGGAUGGAAUCGACGAGCUGGACGAUUUCACCAAAAUGGCUCGGGAGAGAGCUGACAUCGAAGCGAAAUACGGAAAGACAAUGCAACAAUUUGCUGAGAAAUGGAAAGCUCAUGUUGAUAGAGCUGUCCAGUCUGGAUGCAUCAAGAAAGCUUGGCUAGGCGUGCUAGAGGAAGCCGAAGCCAUCUCGGUCCAGCAUAACCGGGUAAAGGAUCGACUGAUGGAAGAGGUCCUCAAAACACUAGCAUUAUACCGGAAGGAGAAUUACCAUCCAUCAGCGUUUCGUGCGCCAAAAGAAAUCCGUGAAGCAGAAGAAGGCUUUGAAAGGGCUCAGCGAAAAUGGAAAAAACUCUACGAGAAACUGGAAUCCAGCAAGAAAGCUUACUAUACUGCAUGCCGCCAAGAAAAAUCCGCUCUGGUCAACUUGACAAAUAGCCAAGCGGACUCCUCGGUGUCUCAAGACGGAGCGCAAAAACUUCGCGACCGUCUAGAUAAAUGUCGGGAUGAUGUACAGAAAUGUAGAAGUGCUUAUGAAAAGAACAUAGCAGAAAUUACACAAUACAGGGCUCCAUACAUAGAAGACAUGACGUUCGAAUUCGAAAAGUGCCAGGCAAUGGAAAUGAAACGAAGCAGAUUCUUUGUGGAAAUGGUUUGCGCCACACAACAAGUGCUUGUCGAUCUAACUAGAAACAAUAAACUUGCUCAACUACACACAAACCUCGAAGAGGCGUUGCGAACUUGUGAUGAAAAUGCUCUGAUGGCAGAUAUACAAAACUGGUCAUCGGUCAAUGGCAAGGAUGCGCAUACCGAAUGGCCAGCUUUUGAGGAGUACACCGAGCAGAUACGAACAAUCGCAACAAGAGCCACUCAUAACAAUUCUAACUCUGUUGUAUUAACCAAGCAAAUAAUAAAAUCUGAUGAUGUGCCCGGCCCAGCUACUGCCACUGCCACAUCUGCCACUUAUAGUGAUAAUGGAAAGAGUAGUGAUUCGGAUACUAACACAUUUGAUAGUCGUAAAAAUACUAUACACAAGGACAAGGUGUCUCAAGAUCAUCAAGCACCUGACAGACAUUGGGAGAAUCGAGCUUCUCCAGAUUCGCCACCUCUAUCAACCACAACACCUGACUCAGCAAAAUACGGUGACUUUGAAGAACUUCACACAAAAUCCAUGGCAACUGUGCUGUAUGAUUACAGUCCAGUAGAAAAUGAUGAGAUACCAUUGCAGAAGGGUGAAACUAUCGAAGUCUUAAGCGAUGCCGACUCAUUGGGUUGGUGCACAGGACGUAAAAAUGGAGAGAUUGGUCUAUUCCCGGCGAGCUAUGUGCAAGUGAUGUGAUUACGGACAUAUUACCUUCAAUCUGAAAUUAUACAUAUAUAUGUAGUUUAUUGCAAUUUGCGCUGAGAGUCUGCUUUAUUUGAUACUGUUUCCUGUGUGGGCUUUUUGGGUACCAAGGGAGAUUUUUUGAUCGCACAUUGCCUGACAUGUUACCUGCUAUUAAAGUAAUUAUGAAACAAAAAUCAUUAGUUACGGAUUAUUGUAGAUGCUCCAGUAUCAUCGUAUGUAGCGCUGUUGAGUGGAUGGUUACCUAGAAGCCUUCAUUCCAAUUUCUCUCAAAAAGAAAACUGCUGUAUUUUCCCUUGAUAUCCAUAUAUCUUGUAUGUGUCAUUCUUUCUUGUCACAGUAAAUAAUUUAUUUUUCGC
Molecule: messenger RNA, 1787 nt
Organism: Cylicocyclus nassatus
Lineage: Eukaryota; Metazoa; Nematoda; Chromadorea; Rhabditida; Strongylidae
Source: the annotation of a GenBank genome assembly